AUGUCUUACCCAGCAUCCCGGAACAGGAGCGAUGAAGACUUCUUGCUUGUUGUAUCUGGUACUACACGUUAUGCUCCCUACUUGACCGGGUGGCAGGAAUUCAAGGAUCAUCUUCGCAAGGUGGUCAAGGAGCAGCCAGGAUGGGCUGAUGUAUACUCUAGCCAGGGUCAACGACGAGGAGAGAUGCAGGGCUGGUGCCGACUCAAGGAUAGAGAAGAUGCUGAUGCAGUAUACAAAGUUUACUACCGAUCCAAGGGCAUGCUGGUGCAUGUAUGGGAGACCAGCCGUAAGGGCGACGGUUACCGAUUGAUGCGCUGCAACUGCUCCACGUCAUUUCCGGAAGUACCCGAAGGAGGCCAUUCCACUGGGCGUUGUGGCAUCGAUAUCGGAAGAGUGAAUCAGCUGGGUGGUGGCCGAGCGAGUGCCACUGCGGCGUCGACGCCAUACAUGGCAGAACAGUCCAGGUACCCGUACGUGAUGUACCCGCAGAUGCAUAUCUGUCCGCCACAGCAGCUAGCAUACGCCCCUGCCACAAUUCAUCCAGCUUAUGCGUUACCGACACCACCAGUCUACUCGACUAGCAUGAAUGGAAUGCCAGUGAAUGUUCGGGGCGGAGCAGUCUUAACAGAAGCCCGCGGUGUUUUCAUUCGUAAUCUGAGUUAUAAAUGCACACCAGAUGAUCUCAACGCGCUUUUGUUGCAGACUGUCGGGUACGCUAUCGAUAUCCAACUUAUGAAAGACGGCAGGACCGGUGUCUUCAAGGGUGUGGCAACCGCCAAGUUUGCGUCGAAGGAGCUGGCGCAACACGCGGCAAACACGCUGAACGGACAAGUGCACAUGGGGAUGACACUGCAUGUGCGCAUGGACACUGAUACCACCGUUGUUGGACGAGCCGAACCCAUGGUCGUGAAUGGGUCGUACAGACGCUAA
This is a messenger RNA of Alternaria atra, 930 nucleotides long. RefSeq lists its product as uncharacterized. The coding region runs from base 1 to 930 and encodes 309 amino acids. The record is from RefSeq and is a predicted model, not a curated record. Lineage: Eukaryota; Fungi; Ascomycota; Dothideomycetes; Pleosporales; Pleosporaceae. The transcript is spliced from 3 exons. Gene Ontology annotation, molecular function: mRNA binding. Gene Ontology annotation, cellular component: ribonucleoprotein complex; nucleus; cytoplasm.